GGUGGUGGUGGUGGUGGCACACACAUUGCCGCCACCGUGAAAAAUACCGUGAGACGAUUGCUGCGUCGUACAAAGAGUCACAGGGACGCACCCACAACACCACCAACUACUAUGACGACUACCAUAAAUCACGGUAAUCAUCGUCAGCAACAGCAACAGCAUAAUCAGCAGCAACAACAACAACAGCAACAACAAAUUAAUAAUAACGAGAAAAGUAACGCGAAGAACAAGACUAACAACGAGCAUGGCGUUAGGUGGUCAGAGAAACCACCCUCGGUUGCUAAUGCUGUUGAAAAACAGCAACAUCAGAAAACGGAUUUGAUGAACAGCUGUACCACCAGGAGUUACAUCAAACGACGUAUCAGGGAUAAGUACGGCUUCGUGGCUCGGUGCUAGGGUAACAGGCUCUUACACGCAGUUCGUGAGUUCGAAUCCUGGCA
This is a messenger RNA of Polistes dominula (European paper wasp), 440 nucleotides long. RefSeq lists its product as uncharacterized. NCBI's taxonomy places the organism in Eukaryota, Metazoa, Arthropoda, Insecta, Hymenoptera, Vespidae. The record is from RefSeq and is a predicted model, not a curated record.